This is a messenger RNA of Mus pahari (shrew mouse), 1224 nucleotides long. RefSeq names its product chromosome 1 C10orf143 homolog (gene C1H10orf143). Lineage: Eukaryota; Metazoa; Chordata; Mammalia; Rodentia; Muridae. The record is from RefSeq and is a predicted model, not a curated record. The coding region runs from base 218 to 640 and encodes 140 amino acids. The transcript is spliced from 5 exons.
GCCACUCACGGCUUGCGAGGUGUCAACCUGCGGCUGGUGGGAGAAUUCCCCGCACUUCAGGCCGUAGGAGAUUCGGGUUUCGGCUACUCCUGCCUGCAGCCCCUCUGUGAGGGCAGUGUAUUCCAGGCUACGCCCCACGCCUCCUCAUUGGCUUCUCCAGACACGUGGUCGAGUGGUCCCUCCUCCGGGUGGCCUGAGAGGCGGUACGCGAAGCCGCAUGGACAGCCUGGCGCCGGGCCGGUGGAGACGGCGGAGGACGGAGGAGCUGCCAGCCGCAGGGGACGCGAAACGGGCGUGCAGGAGGUCGGAACCAGGUGGACAUGAGUGCAGCGGCCACAUGCUAACCACCUGUGCCCUGCUGUCCUGGAGCACAGAGGACCAGGAGCCCAGGUCAGGAGGCCUGCCUGCAUCAUACCCAGAGUGUAGCCAGGAGAGGCUGAGCUCAAUGGUUCUGCAGAAUGGCGGAAGGAGUUCAGCCCAGCCUUGUCUGAGGUGUAUCGCGGGGGAAUCUGCUGCUGGGAGUUGCUUCCCACCUCUGUUAUCUCUGAGUUUAUGCGGAGCAGGGCUGUCCACAUGCCAGUUAUUCCUGCUCUUUUCUGUGCCACCAAGAAAUGGCGCCACACUUGGUGUGUCAGUCUGAAGGUCAGGCUGGACGACAGGACAGGGCCAUUUUAACCAUACCAACAAUCAUUAGAAGAUGCAAACAAGAUGAAGGAAGAUGCCAGUUGAAUUUGAAUCCUCACUUGAUGGCCAGUGCACAUCCCUUACAGCUUGCCUGGGUGCCCACCUGUACAAAUGACAGCCAGGGCUCCCUGCAGAAGUUUUCUGCCUCUUAGGUAAUCCCACUGCCCUCUGCAGAAGGCCAGGGACAUCCUGAGUGGGAUGGCUCAUCGUAGCCACUUUUGUAAUGUCUUCUGCUGGACAGGAAAUCAUCUAGAAGUCAGAACAUUCUGUACCAAACUGGAGGUUCUGGGUCCUCAUAGCUCGUGUAGUCGUUGGGCACAGCCGGAGAUCCCCCGCCUAUGGACUAUGGGUUGCUUCUGGACAUUGCUGGGCUGCUCACAUGCUCUUUUUAAUUAAAAGACUUAUUUUUGUAUUUUAAAUGCUCUAUAAUCUUGAUGUGAAUUUUACUAAAUGCUGAUGUCCAAUCAAGCUAUGUAAUUCUCCAACUGAAGUUAUCAGGGACAGAACCCCAUUUAUAUUAAAAUGGAAAUUGUGGACAAC